UUGUUAUCACGCUGUAUAAGAAUCUGUCACGUAUUGUUUAUCGAAUCCACAGUACUUACUGAGAAAACAGUGAAAAUAUUGUGUGGUUAUUUAUUUUAAUACUUUUUGUGUAUUCAGCAACUCUAAGAAAGAUGAAGAUCCUCAUAGUAUUUUUGGUUUUGUUAGUGGUAUCCCUUAGCAACGGUGCAGCUGUGAAAUCUCAGCCGAGAUACAAUCUGACUGUGGGUUACGUUGCGGCGUAUGACAGACUGUUGUAUAGACAAUAUCUCCAAAAACUACCCAUACCGAACGCGAUCCAGUACCAGGACUUCAUGUUUCGCGGGAACUACGGUACCCGUAUAUCUGCUGUGACCGCGCACGAGAUCGGUUACAGUCAAUACGCGUCAGCGUGGAUCGUGGCCGGCGGCGUGGGUUAUAUUAAUUACGUGACCGUACGGUUGCAGAAUGCGAGAGGAGGCGGCUAUAAUUUUGUUGUUGAUGUAUGGGGUUAUUAAUUUUAAUAAAAUUGUGUUUAUUUCAAAAUAA
Colias croceus (clouded yellow) is the source of this 525-nucleotide messenger RNA. RefSeq lists its product as uncharacterized. The record is from RefSeq and is a predicted model, not a curated record. Bases 132 to 494 code for a protein of 120 amino acids. NCBI's taxonomy places the organism in Eukaryota, Metazoa, Arthropoda, Insecta, Lepidoptera, Pieridae. The transcript has 4 exons.